Spea bombifrons (plains spadefoot toad) is the source of this 2245-nucleotide messenger RNA. It is a transcript of the gene SSTR3, whose product is annotated as somatostatin receptor 3. The coding region runs from base 906 to 2114 and encodes 402 amino acids. The transcript is spliced from 2 exons. The record is from RefSeq and is a predicted model, not a curated record. Gene Ontology annotation, molecular function: neuropeptide binding; somatostatin receptor activity. NCBI's taxonomy places the organism in Eukaryota, Metazoa, Chordata, Amphibia, Anura, Pelobatidae. Gene Ontology annotation, biological process: neuropeptide signaling pathway. Gene Ontology annotation, cellular component: neuron projection; membrane.
GCAUUCAUCUCCUUUCUCCUUUUUUCAUUUUUGUUCACUUUGCUCUGUCCAUCCCUCUCUCUCUCUCCCUAUGUAUUUAUAGAUCUCUCUCUCCCUCACUCCCACUCACUCCCCCUCUUUCCACCUUCCCAGUCACUGAUUGGUUUGCAACCUGUGUGCUACUGACAGGCAAAUCCUUAAUACAGAGAGAGAGACACAGAAUGAGAAGGGGACUAGGAAAAAUGGAAAGAGAGAAGUAAGAGUCCUAGAAAAAAAGAAAGGCAAUCAGCAGGUCCAGAGCAGCUUACCUGUACCUGUGAGACAGAACCAAGCGACGUAGUGGCUGGCAAGAAAAAAACAUCUUUACCCGAGAUGUAGCAUCAGACACAGCUGCACAACCUCAUUCCUUUAAAGUUCAAUGUGUGCCUGACUAUUGGAGAAUCUUCUGGAAAGUGAGAAAUGUUUAAAACCAGCCUUUUGAAGAGAACCUCUGUACCCCACUUAAUGAACCACUUUGACAUUUUCUCAUUGUUGAAACCAAAUACACGACCAGCUAUAAGAAAAGAAAUGAAGAAAAAACAAUCCCUUAUAUCUAAAUACAUUUGACUAUCCUAAGAAGAAUUUCAUGCAAUUCUAAUAAACAACAAAUAUUCACAUAAGUCAUGUAUAAGAGUAGGUAAGAUAAGUAGGUUCUUUGUAGAAAGAAUAAAAUAAAAAAAAUGUGUCUUACAUAUGGACAUUAUCUGGUUAAUACAUGAAAACCUGCUAUUGAGAGUACAGUAUUGUAUAAUUAAAUACAACUGAGAGCAUAAUAUUAUGAAAAAAACGUCAAAUAUGGAAAGUGAUGUAUGUUCUAAAUUCCAUACUUUUUCCAACCAAAGAAAGCUUUUUUAGAAGAAGCAUUUUGCAUUAACCUCUCUGCAGAAAUGACACCAACUUCUCCAACUACUUUUGCAAGCUCCUAUACUGAGGUUAACACAACCAUCUAUUUGAAUGUUUCAUCUACCCAAAGUUUAACAGCCCCAGGACUCCUCAUCCCUCUUGUCUACCUUGUGGUAUGUGCAGUAGGGUUGUGGGGUAACACUCUUGUCAUAUACCUUGCAUGGCGCAGUCCUGCAGGCCAGAAUUCAGUAACUGCCCUCUAUAUCCUGAAUCUGGCACUGGCUGAUGAUCUUUUCAUGUUGGGCUUACCUUUUCUCGCUGCCCAGAAUGCACUUUCCUACUGGCCCUUUGGCUCUCCUGUUUGUCGUGUGGUAAUGACCCUGGAUGCAGUUAAUCAAUUCACUAGCAUAUUUUGCCUGACUGUACUCAGCUUGGACAGAUAUCUAGCUGUGGUACGUCCAACCCAGUCAGCAAAAUGGAGAAGACCCAAAGUGGCUAAAUGUGUAAAUAUGACAGUGUGGAUUCUUUCUUUCUUGGUUGUGCUUCCAGUAGUUUUCUUCUCUGGAGUCCCUGGAAAUUCAGGAACCUGUCACAUUGCAUGGCCUGAGCCAGCACAGGCCUGGAGAACUGGCUUUAUCAUAUACACUGCUGCACUAGGCUUCUUUUGCCCACUAUUUGUGAUCUGUAUCUGCCACGUGCUAAUUGUGGCCCAGUUAAGGUCAUCUGGCCAGCGAGUCAGAGCGGCCUCAAACCGGCGGCAGGGUCCAGAGCGCAAAGUAACCAAAAUGGUGGCUCUUGCAGUGACAGCCUUCAUUAUCUGCUGGCUGCCCUUUUAUGCCCUAAAUAUAAUCAAUCUUUUGUGGCCACUCCCAGAAAGUCCCAAAUUAUAUGGACUCUACUCAUUUGUGGUGGCUCUUUCCUAUGCAAAUAGCUGUCUUAAUCCUAUAAUUUAUGCUCUUCUUGCCCGGCCUUUCCAACGAGGCCUACGGCGUGUUCUCUGUAGGACCUCUGUGAAGGUAGCUCAUGGAGUGAUGAAAGGAGGUGAUGAAGGAGCACGGGGAGAGCUAAGCAGGGUUAGUGGUAUCUCCCAGGAAGUGAAGAGUUUAAGAGUAGAGGAGAGAAAGGAAAAUGGGGGAGCAGAUGUGAUUGAGGACCAUGAACAUCAUGAAGUGGGCACAUCUGCACAGAAGGCUCUUCCAGAGGAGUUAGGGGCAAGCGAGAAAGAAAACAUGCUGGGAAUAAGUUACUUAUGAACCAAAAAAAGCAAACAGACUUUGUUACGCUGACAACAGGUUAAAAUCAUUCAAUUACAGUUCUGAGAUACAAUAAACCUUUAGUUUUUAUUACAAAGCUUGAACAUCAUCAGCACAUUGAAAAAAGAAAA